AAUGCGUAAAUAAGUUGAUCAAGCUUCUACUCGCAAGGUUGUUGUCUUCUUUUAGCUAUAAUUAGCUCUCGUUUUAGUAAUAUUAAUGGCAGUAUUUGAACUACAUCCAACCCCUUGGAGCUAAAACAGGAGUGACAUUUUAUUGCACACAUGAGGAUAUGCCAUCUGAUUUUGUAACAUUCUGUCGCAAAGUUAAGUUCGUGGUUUCGCCAGGAGAGGAUGAACUGGCUUUUCCCCCCGUCCAAAGGCUCUGGACCGCUCCCUCCUCUGAACAGUCUACAGCAACAAAGACAGCGGCAGAUCGAGUCACUCAAAGCCGCUCACCCCAGCCUUGCAGAGAUCCAGAAGGAUGUGGAGUACAGAAUACCAUUCACAGUCAACAACUCCACCAUUAAUGUUAAUAUUCUGCUGCCUCCUCAGUUUCCUCAGGAGAAGCCAGUGGUUAGUGUCUACCCCCCUGUGGGUCAUCAUUUAGUUGACGGCAAUAAUGGCACCAUAAUCACAAGCUCCCUCAUCACUAAUUUUGGGAUGCACUCAGAUCUGGGGAAGGUCAUUCAGAGUUUGCUGGAUGAGUUCUGGAAAAGUCCUCCUGCCCUGAUGCCUUCUGGUCCCACUGGCUUUCCAUACAUGUAUAAGCCAUCGGGCAUCGGCUCUUACCCCACUCAGGCUUUCCACUACGGUCCCCGACAUGUUGGUCCCAGUCAGACGCCACCUCCUGGUCAAGGCCCAGCUCCCACGCCUCACCAAGGGGUGGAUAGUGCUCAUGGGCCCCCUCGAGCUCCAGCCCCAUAUGGACUGAUUUCAGACCUGCCACUGCCUGUACCUACUGGAGACUCACAAGCUGGACUGAAUGGUCAUAUGUACAGGAUGCCCGAGAUUCCCGAGUCUUUUCCUGAACUCUGUGACUUGAAUCUGACCCAGUUGUCGGAAAUGUCUGAAAACGAGGAUGUGUUACUGGAGUUCUUUGUGAGUUUGCCACAGCUAAAACAGGUCGCCGGUGAUAAAGAAGAGUUAGUCACCAGUAUAGUGGACAUGGCUCAGAAAAACCUUCAGAUGGAGCCACAGCUGGAAGGAAAGAGACAGGAAAUACUCUCUAAGUAUGAACAGCUGACUCAAAUGAAGUCAGCCUUUGAGACAAAGAUGCAGAGACAGCAUGAACUCAGUGAGAGUUGCAGUCUUAGUACUUUACAGGCUCGAUUAAAAGUUGCAGCCCACCAGGCAGAAGAGGAAUCAGAGGAGACUGCAGAAAACUUCCUGGAGGGACAGACAGAUAUAGAUGAGUUCCUGGCCAGCUUCAUGGAGAAGAGAACACUAUGUCACAGCAGAAGGGCCAAAGAGGAGAAGUUGCAACAGUCAAUCAACAUACAUGGACAGUUUCCUACCGGCCACUAGAAGCCAACUGCGGCCAACUGAAAGUAUAAAGACAGAGUGGAUGACAAGCACACUGAGUCGAUAUUGAGCACUUUGGAGAAAUAGGAAGACAGUGGUGGGAUUAAAAAAAGAAGAACCCCUCUGAGCUCCGAAAAAGAGUUGGAUCAUGUGCAUAAAGAAGGGAGAUGCUACCGGAUCACCACAUGGGAGACCAAAACUGAGAGAACGACUGAUACAUGCCUAGCUGUUCAACCACAUUACUGACCGUUCACAUUGUGGGUAAUUUUUAUUGCACAUUCAGUUUUUUUUCCUCAGUUUUGAUUGAACAGUGAUGACAAGGAGUUUUGUUUCCACAAUCUGUGACACAUUGAGUGCACCUGAUCUGAAUGGUUGGUGAUGUGACUGUAGAAAGUACAAAUUGCUUAGGACAGUAUUCUCAGUCUUACAGUUUUCCUUGCAGUCAGCAAGCACACAUCCCUGUAAAUUCUGUUGAAUUGCUAACGUUGGUGUCGGAACCUCCAGGCACUGGAUCAUGGUCCAGUCCUUUUGCUUUAUUAUCCCAGGAAGGCCCCAUUCUUACUGGACAGGCUUGAAGAGGAACUUUUGCUUUUUAUUUGGAGUGGCUAUUAUACAUUUCUGUUUGUAAUUUUAAAAAACAAAUCUGGGAUUUGAUUCUUUAUCCAGUUGGUGCAUUUUUCCCUUGAGUAUUGUCUUUAAUACAGCCUAAAUAUCAGUGUAUGUGCAAAGCAGGAAUAAUUUGAUUAAAUGUAUUAAGGCAGUACUCUCAUUCCACCUUAAAAUUAAUCCACUGUAUGGUGUUAGAAAUUUGUUUUAGAGUCAAGAUAAACCAAAUAGCCUGCCAGUUGUUGGUAGUUAUUCAUUUCAUUAGCACAGAAAACAAAGACCAAUGAAUACCCUUUAUUUUUCUUCUCUUAUUUUAUGGGCCACAGAUUUUUCCUCUUUAUUACACACAUUUUUUCAGACAUUGACCAACAAACAAAUAACUUAAAGUCAGGUUAUGGGGAAACUGGGGUACUAUAGACCUUGGAAGCUGUUUAAUCACUAUUACCCUAAUUCUGUGCUGUUCACCAUAAUCAAAUUAUUUGUGUGGAUGUAAAGACACUGAUCCUGCUUCACUCUGAUAAGCAACGUUAUGAUAACUAUUUUAUGAUUCCUUUUGAACUUGAAAUGUUUGAAGACAGAAGGUUUGGGAUAAUGUUCUGGAGUAUUAGGUUAAAUGCUGUGGAAAAUCCAGAUGACUUUGGAUACUGUAUUUAAAUGUUAAUAAUAGGCUAUAUUGUAAUCAAAGACCGAGACACCUUGUAUUAUAUGUUCUUAUUUAAUUUGUUAAAAUAAUAAAGGAUUUAGAAUAAAAUUGUUGU
Monopterus albus (swamp eel) is the source of this 2753-nucleotide messenger RNA. RefSeq names its product VPS37A subunit of ESCRT-I (gene vps37a). The transcript has 13 exons. Bases 220 to 1392 code for a protein of 390 amino acids. Gene Ontology annotation, biological process: protein targeting to membrane; protein targeting to vacuole; ubiquitin-dependent protein catabolic process via the multivesicular body sorting pathway. The record is from RefSeq and is a predicted model, not a curated record. Gene Ontology annotation, cellular component: ESCRT I complex. NCBI's taxonomy places the organism in Eukaryota, Metazoa, Chordata, Actinopteri, Synbranchiformes, Synbranchidae.